GGCACUUCAAGGCUGAGCAGGGCACGAGGGUCAAGAAAGCUGACAAUAUCAGGGACGAUCCUCAGCUGACAAAGGAAGAUUACUUGAAGGUUAUGCCCCUAUGGUGCGAGAAUAAGGAAGACGCAUUUGAGGCCUUGGUAGCGAGGUGGGUUGGCGAAGACGCCGACUUCAACGCCAAGAGCGCGCGCAACAAGGCAAACCGGGGCACUGGAGGAACACACAGUGCGGGAAGCCGCAGCACUGAGCGCUACAGGAAGCACAAGGAGGCGGAACUCGGGGAGCCUCUCACCGAGGUGGGAGGGUGGCAGAAGAUGAAGCUGAAGCAGCCCGAUCUGAGCCAGCCUCAGCCCUCGCUGCCCGAGUACUUCGGCUAUGCCGAAGAGGAGUUGGAGAAGUACUGCUCGGUGUUCAAGGGUCUUCAUCCGGAGGUGGAUGAUCCUAUUGAGCAGGAGACCGACUUGACGGCGAUUAUGGUGGCGGGGAGCGGCGCGGAGCAUGGCCGCACGAAGCUUCUUAGUGGGGUGAUCAAGCCGCAGAGGACCCUCACGCAGAUCAGGUCUACCCUCACCACCGGCGACCCACCGGUCGCGCCUCCUCGACACCGUCGUACGGAUGCUCACUUUGAGGCCGCCUACGCGGCCGCUUAUGAGAAGUAUUUGACGGUUGUAGCAGAGUGGGACCUCAAGAGAGCGGCUUGGGAAGAGUACCAGGAGGCGACGAGUCGUGUAAGUUCCAAUCUUUUAUGGUUCGAAGACAUGACAAGUCCCACCUCCCCUUUUUUUAUAUCUGCGGCGCUUGACAUCUAAACUAUCUUGCAGGCGGUCAGGA
Molecule: messenger RNA, 828 nt
Organism: Lolium perenne
Lineage: Eukaryota; Viridiplantae; Streptophyta; Magnoliopsida; Poales; Poaceae
Source: RefSeq, a predicted model, not a curated record